AUGUCUUCGUCUACCAAAGAAACUUACCUCCACGACCUCUUCAAACCCUGCAAAUCCCUUCUUGUAUUUCCGACACUCAAAGCCAGCGAUUUUCUUUCACUGCUCAUCAAAGCGGCUCUUGUUUUUUGCGCUGUCGCUUCAAUCUCCUUCGUCCUAUUCGUCGCUAUCACUAGACACCCCAGAUUCUUGCCUUGCCCUGAAUGCAACAGAGUUAUCCUCUCCGAUCACCGUAAAUUCGACCAUGAUAACAUUUCCGACAGCCGGAAGUACUUCGACGGUCUUAACUUCGAAAAAACCAAUAUUUCCCAUAUUUUGUUUGGCAUCGGCGGCUCCGCUAAGACUUGGCAUAAUCGACGGCUCUAUAACGAGUUGUGGUGGAAGCCUAAUGUGACACGUGGGUUUGUUUGGCUUGACGAGAAGCCUCCGGCGGAUGAAACUUGGCCGGAGACUUCACCGCGGUACAGAGUAUCUGCAGAUACAUCGAAAUUCAAGUACACUUGCUCGUGGGGUUCACGGUCUGCGGUGCGGAUUACUCGGAUAGUGAAGGAAAGUUUCCAACUUGGAUUACAAAACAUUCGGUGGUUUGUAAUGGGAGACGAUGAUACAGUGUUUUUCCUGGAAAAUCUAAUCACUGUUUUAUCCAAAUACGAUCACAAUCAGAUGUAUUAUAUUGGUGGGAAUUCAGAGAGUGUUGAACAAGAUGUGAUUCAUUCGUACACUAUGGCUUACGGCGGUGGUGGGUUCGCGAUUAGCUAUCCGCUAGCGGCGGAGCUUGUUAAGAUUUUGGACGGCUGCAUUGAUCGAUACGCGUCGUUUUAUGGGUCUGAUCAGAAGAUUCAAGCUUGUAUCAGUGAAAUCGGCGUUCCUCUCACCAAAGAAGUUGGUUUUCAUCAGGUUGAUAUACGAGGGAACCCGUACGGGCUACUAGCGGCUCAUCCGGUGGCACCAUUGGUUUCAUUACAUCACCUGGACUACGUGCAAUCAAUAUCUCCAGAGAAGACCAAGAUUGACGCUCUGAAAAAGCUUUUCACUGCAUACGAAAAGGAUCCGGGUCGGAUCAUCCAACAUAGUUUCUGCUAUGACUUGACCCGAAACUGGUCGGUUUCAGUAUCUUGGGGUUACACUGUACAGCUGUACCCGUCUCUGGUGACUUCAAAGACGUUAGAAACAGCUUUCUUAACCUUUCAGUCAUGGAGAAACUGGGCGACUCAGCCUUUCACGUUUAAUACCCGACCCUAUAGCCACGACCCGUGUGAGAGACCGAUUUUUUAUUUCUUGGAUCGAGUAGAGGAAAUCGGGGCGGGUCGGAGCUUGACAACGUACAGAAUGUUCAACGACAGCAAUGAAAAACAUUGCGAGAGGGGAGACUACCGUCUACCAUUAGCAGUUCUUCAAUUCAAUGUCUCCACUUCGACAUUGAGUCCUAACUCUUGGAAACGGGCGCCACGAAGGCAGUGCUGCGAGAUCAACAGUGGUGGAAAGGGGGUUCAAAGCGUGGUUCAGGUCAAUAUUAGAGGUUGUAAUCGCUUUGAAAGCGUGACUCCUCCAUAGAACAUGGAAAGAUAGAUAAAAUUUGCCAUGAAAACAAUUGUUGUUGAAUGGAUUUGCUUCAAUGUGGGUAUGGACAUAUGCUUUGUCCGUGGA
Molecule: messenger RNA, 1644 nt
Organism: Tripterygium wilfordii
Lineage: Eukaryota; Viridiplantae; Streptophyta; Magnoliopsida; Celastrales; Celastraceae
Exons: 3
Coding region: 1-1551 (516 amino acids)
Molecular function (GO): acetylglucosaminyltransferase activity
Source: RefSeq, a predicted model, not a curated record